AUGGUGAGUCCAUAAUAGUUUCCAGACUUUUAUUUUCUUCAAGGCUCUCAAUAGCAGACUUUAGACUUUACUUAGCACAUUGAUUGUGUCUUAAUCACUCAUUUUCAUCUAGACCAUUGCGGAGCUCUCACUUAUUUCACUGAAGGAGUAGGCUAUAACGGCCCAGUCUUAGCUACACCUCCAACUAAGGCCAUCAUCCCAUUGAUGCUUGAAGAUUUCAGAAAAGUCUCAGCCACCCAAUAGAGAUAAAGCUAGAAUAAUCAAUAAAAUAAUAACAACAGUGGUGGUGGUGAGACUGCUUUUACAUCGGAAAUGAUAAAGAAUUGCAUCAGCAAGAUUCAGACUAUAUAACUGCAUGAAACUCUUACGAUUAAAGAUGAUAUCAAGGUAACAGCUUACUAUGCAGGACACGUGCUUGGUGCUUGCAUGUUUUAUGUAGAAUGCAAUGGGGAAUCAGUGGUGUAUACUGGUGAUUACAAUAUGACUGCUGAUAGACAUUUAGGCUCAGCUUGGAUUGACAAACUUAAGCCAGAUCUGGUGAUUACUGAGACUACCUAUGCAACUACCAUUAGAGAUUCUAAAAGAGCUAGAGAAAGAGAGUUUCUUAAGCAAGUGCAUGAAACUCUAGAUAAUGGAGGCAAAGUGCUUAUACCAGUCUUUGCUCUGGGUAGAGCUCAAGAAUUAUGUGUCCUUUUAGAAACUUAUUGGAACAGAACAAAUCUUUAAUACCCAAUAUACUUUACUGGUGGGCUGACUGAAAAAGCUAACUUUUACUAUAAACUGUUCAUCAAUUGGACGAAUGAGAAAAUUAAGAGGAGUUUUACUAAGAACUAGAAUAUCUUUCAGUUCCAGCAUGUGAAAACGCUGGAUACUGCCUCUAUCAAGUCAGAUUAACCCAUGGUCUGUUUUGCUUCUCCAGGGAUGCUACAUGGUGGAUAUUCUUUGGCAAUUUUCAAGGAUUGGGCAGGCUCUGAGAAAAAUACUCUAAUCAUUCCAGGGUAUUGCAUGCCUGGCACUGUUGGCAAUAAACUGCUUAGUGGGGAGAAGAGAAUCAUGAUUGAUGGUAAAGAAGUUGAUGUUAAGAUAAAGAUAUACAACAUGAGUUUCAGUGCUCAUGCUGAUUCAAAAGGCAUUAUGGAACUGUUAACUCAUCUUGAGGCUAAAAAUGUAAUGCUUGUUCACGGGGAAAAGGAGAAGAUGAGAGUCCUCAGCUAGUAAAUCAAAGACUAAUUAGGUGUGAACUGCUAUUGCCCAGCUAAUCAUGCACAGCUAAAAAUAUAUACAGACCCAAAGAUCGAGAUUCUCAUUGGCGCACACAUAAUUAAUCUGAUGAAUCAAAUUUACGCGAAGAGUCUGCUAAAUUUUUAUAGACCAAAUUCAACUAUGUAUUUGAGUAACUGUUUGAUUAGUGUCGACAAUCGAACAGAAAUUGAUACAAACAUAGAAAUAUGUAAACCUUUGAUGAUUUCUUCACAUGAGAGCUAGAAUUCUCAAAUAAUUGAUUUCGCGAGCUAGCAAAAGCAAGAGCAUUAAUUUAAAGUUGAUUAAACUCUUGAUUAGUAUGAAUAAGUAGAUAUGGUAUUAAACUGGAGUUAGCCAAUCUCUGAAUCAAUUCAAGAUAUUACCUUGUUUGAAGGAAGAUUGACAGAUGCAAUAUUGAACUCGAUUCUGGAAUAAAAGAAACUAGCAUUUGGUUUGAAGAAUUUGAUAUUUAUGGAUGAAGAGUUGAAAGAAGCUACCCAGCUUGCUCAAGUUAUUUAAGACUAGUAUCUAUAAUUAGAUCAUGAUAAUAGAACUGUAAGAUUAAGUUUCGGGUCUCUAGAGACGGAUAUAGGCUAUUGGCUAAAAGAUAUCUUAGAUUCAUUAAAUUGA
Molecule: messenger RNA, 1872 nt
Organism: Stylonychia lemnae
Lineage: Eukaryota; Ciliophora; Spirotrichea; Sporadotrichida; Oxytrichidae
Source: the annotation of a GenBank genome assembly